Rotaria sp. Silwood2 is the source of this 546-nucleotide messenger RNA. The record is from the annotation of a GenBank genome assembly. Lineage: Eukaryota; Metazoa; Rotifera; Eurotatoria; Philodinida; Philodinidae.
AUGUCGAAAGUCAAACUAAGUGAAGCGCAUUUAAAAGUUUUAUCAAAAGGCUUAAAAUUCGUACCAACUCAACGAAAUAUUAAUACAAUUACCACCAUUACAAAUUGUGAAACAUCAUUAAACUCAACACCAUCCUUAAUUAAAAAAGCAGCAAUAUCGGAAAUUACAACUUUUAUCAAUAAAUGGAGAAAACCUAAGAAAAACAACAUGACAAAAGAAGAAAUCAGAUUACUAAAUGAAAUUAAAUCAAUGGAUCAAAUAAUUAUUAUACAAGCAGACAAAGGUGGCAAAAUAAUUAUUAUGGACAAAUCAGAAUACAUCAAUAAAAUUGAAGAAAAACUUAACGAUAAUAAUAUUUAUGAAAAAUUAACAAAAGAUCCCACUGAUGAAUUAAAAUUAAAAAUUAACACUAUAGCAACAAAACUAAACCAACAAAAUAAAAUUAACAUGGCACAGAAAUUACAGUUAACUGGAAUCGACGACCUUCCGACCAGACAUGAUAGCAGGACAACUUUUUCUGUCCUGUCCUGUCCUGUCCUGCAGUAG